AUGCGCUCAAUCACAAUCGCCGCCGGCAUCGUUCUGGCUUUCUCUCCUCUUCUCGUCUCGGCUCAAGGUCGUAUGGGCUUCGCAUUGGGCACUCACUUGCCAAAUGCAUCAUGCAAACUCGAAUCCGACUACGAAGCCGACAUGAUAGCUAUCAAAAAGAACUCUGGCAGCAAUCUCGUUCGCAUGUACUCCUCUGCCGAUUGUGAAUGCGUGCCGAAAGUCCUCGCCGCUGCAAAGGCUCAAGGAUUCCAGGUUCUCCUCGGCGUCUGGCCUGAUGAUAAGGUGAGUAUGACUCUUGACAAGUAUGCUGUGCAGACCGGCAUCGACGGAUACCUUGACCAGGUCUUUGGUGUCAGCGUUGGUUCGGAGACGAUGUAUCGAAAGACCUUCACAGGCCCUCAACUCCUAGAGGCCAUCAACGAUGUCAGAACGGUGUUGCCGAAGGGUGUCAAGGUCGGCACGGCAGACAGCUGGAACAAGUUCGCCGAUGGAACAGCCGAUGCUGUCAUCAAAGGAGGGGUCGACUUUUUGCUGGCUAAUGGCUUUGCAUACUGGCAAGCACAGCCCAUCACCAAUGCCACUAGGACCUUCUUCGACGACAUUCAACAAGCUCUUGCUCAUAUUCAGACUGUCUCGGGCUCCCUGAAUGCCAUCGAGUUCUGGGUGGGUGAGACUGGCUGGCCGACGGAUGGUGGAACCAACUACGGCGCCGCCAUCGCAAGCACGAAGAACGCACAAACAUACUACGACGACGCCAUCUGCGGCAUGCUGGCAUACGGCGUGAACACCUUCGUCUUCGAAGCCUUCGAUGAGCCCCAGAAACCUGCAGCCAUCGGCGACAGUGGAGCCGAAGGAGACGAGCGUCACUGGGGUGUCAUGACCUCCGAUCGCACACCCAAAUUCCCAUUGACCUGCUAG
Aureobasidium pullulans EXF-150 is the source of this 918-nucleotide messenger RNA. RefSeq names its product putative glucan 1,3-beta-glucosidase. The coding region runs from base 1 to 918 and encodes 305 amino acids. The transcript is spliced from 2 exons. Gene Ontology annotation, biological process: cell wall organization; carbohydrate metabolic process. NCBI's taxonomy places the organism in Eukaryota, Fungi, Ascomycota, Dothideomycetes, Dothideales, Saccotheciaceae. The record is from RefSeq and is a predicted model, not a curated record. Gene Ontology annotation, cellular component: cell surface; fungal-type cell wall; extracellular region. Gene Ontology annotation, molecular function: 1,3-beta-glucanosyltransferase activity; glucan endo-1,3-beta-D-glucosidase activity.